AUGAGCAACAACUCUCAAGUUCCGAACCCGGCGCACAUCCAAGCCGACUCGAUGCUAGCGCGGCGUUUCGGCAAGGAGACAGUGAACUAUUACUCGAGCUCGCCAUUAAACCGUCUCUCGUUUCUCCGUUCAGAUCAUCCCUUCCUCUCCGCAGCAAUCAAGCACCCCUCGACCCGAUUCGUCAUCCUAAAGGACCUAGCGCCGCUUACAAGGUCCCCCACCGAACUGUAUUAUGCCAAAUACGACGAAGUGCGCAAGCUCGUUCCCGAGACGAUCUACGAUAAGUCGGAAGAGGAUCUCAUCAAGGAGCAUGAUUCGCGGAAAACAGAGCCGCAUCUUAUCUUCCUGGGCCUGGACGAGGCUCAAAAGGAGGAUGGGUUGACCUGGAAGAUUUACUCUGGAACGCCAUAUUUCGCUCUCGAUGCCUCGGAGAAGGGCUCGGAGGAGCAGCAGGCUAAUGCCAAAGAAGUGCUUGCUGCAUUCGAGGGCAAGGGAUUAAGCUUCUUGCAGGCGAGAGUGGCCUUGACGUUCUCUGCUGAUGAAGCUGCCAUCUACGCGCAAGCCCGUGCCAUAACUGACUGGAACACUCGCAACACCUACUGUGGUACCUGCGGUCACCGCACCAUCGCCGUAAAUUCCGGCACAAAGCGCGCCUGUCCACCCACAGACGCCGCACGCGUAGCAGAGGGCAAACCAGCCGAGAAGCCCGCUUGCACCACCCGCACCACCCUCUCCAACCUAUCUUUCCCCCGCACGGACCCGACCAUCAUCGUGGCCGUUAUUUCCACGGACGGAAAGCGAAUCCUCCUCGGCCGCUCCAAGCGCUUCCCACCGAACUGGUACUCGACUCUUGCUGGUUUCAUCGAGCCCGCCGAGUCCGUGGAGGACGCUGUGCGGAGAGAAGUCUGGGAAGAGGCUGGCGUGACACUCUCGCGUGUUGUCAUCCACUCGACUCAGCCGUGGCCGUACCCGGCUAAUCUGAUGAUUGGAGCCAUCGCGCAAGUUAGUGAUCCUGCUCAUGAGACGAUCAGCCUGAACCACGAUCCAGAGCUUGAGGACGCAAGGUGGUUUGAGAUUGAGGAGGUCGAAAAAGCGUUGAGAGUUGGUACGAGCGAUCUGGGUGGACAGGCGGGGCCAGAGUACAAGGAGGGUGGAUUGAGAUUGCCGCCACCAACUGCUAUCGCAAACCAAUUGAUACAGGCGGCUAUCAAUAUCGAUUUCCUCAAGAACUCGAAGAUGUAG
This is a messenger RNA of Aspergillus calidoustus, 1242 nucleotides long. The record is from the annotation of a GenBank genome assembly. Lineage: Eukaryota; Fungi; Ascomycota; Eurotiomycetes; Eurotiales; Aspergillaceae.